Pocillopora meandrina is the source of this 4984-nucleotide messenger RNA. The record is from the annotation of a GenBank genome assembly. NCBI's taxonomy places the organism in Eukaryota, Metazoa, Cnidaria, Anthozoa, Scleractinia, Pocilloporidae.
AAAAGAGUAGAAACCAAAUGUCCAUCGCAUCACAACUUGACGACACGCAUCAGAAAACGACCGAUAGCAAGAAUGCAUCCAGGUAAGUCAGAAAUAUGCAAAUUAGGGACAAAAUCGGUACAUGAAUAAAUUAUUCCCGUGGAUCGAGCGGCAAACACCUUAGGUAGAAAAUCUAAUUUGAUUACAUUUCAUUUACUGCAGCAAGGCAUCCUUUUUCUCCUUUUUUAACUGAAUUUUAUCGCGGUUUUUAAUUAAGCUUGCAUUUUCUACAUAACAUGUUUUUCACUGAAUUAUAUGACCUGCACAGUGGUUUUUAGGAAAUUAAAAAGAUGUUUUUGUGAUGUUUUCUGAGAAAUCGAACCUCAUGAUUUUCUUCAUUUUCCACAAUUUAGAUGACCUAACAUGCGUUUCAUACUGCAAGACAUUGUUACAACACAUAGAUGCUAAAAUAUAAAAGAUGUUGUGCAAAAGGUUGUGAGCCAUCCAUACUCUCUUUCCGUAGACAAUCUUUCUUGUGAUAUUGGUUAACGAAGUUUUUGCAAACAAUGUCUACUCGGAUGAAACAUUUUUCAUGUCACAUUUAGUUUUAUCAUUUUGUCAAAUUUGAUUUUUGGAGAUGUUAUUGAAAUGAACGGAUUCUCUCUAUCAUAAGCAGACAAGAGUUUUUAUAUGAUCAAAUUUGACUUUUUGCAGCCUAUGCAUUUACUCAGCAUGUCUUGCAUCAUACUUUUCGCAUCCUUAAGACCGAUAACGCAGUGUCACGUGCAGCUUCGAGACUGUAACAUCAACUUUGAUCCCAUUUUUAAGUUCUCUUAAUUCUUGUCCCAGUCUUAAAUAACGUGUAAUUCUGAAUUACCUCCAUAAAGACGUCAGAGUUAUACUAUACUAGGGCUUAAUUCAUUCACAAUUAUAUUUCCAUUUUCAUUACAUGUGCAUUAUUAUUAUUAUUUUCUUUUUUUGUUUUGGUAAUCAAGAGGAGAAGGAAUAUGUAAAGGUUAUUUCGAGCCAAUUGAAAAAAAAAAAGAAAAAAAUUGAAAAUUUCCUCCAAAAGAAACGUCAGAUUUGAAGGUUGUGAAAGAAGGAACGUGUACACGUUUUUUUGAGCCCACUGAGAAAAAAUUAAAAAGAUAGAAAAUUCUCUCCAAAAGAAACUUCAGAUUUAAAGGUUGUUGAGGUUGUUGAAGGUAUCAAUAUCAUAAAUCCCUUUUCAGUUUUUCCUGAGUUAAAUGCAACAUUAAUUGUAUUCAUCUCCCUACAAUAGGAGCAAGAUUCCAAAACCGUGGCUUCCAUUGUCUAGUCAGCGGUUGCUACAAAGUCCACAAAAAUGGGGCCCUUCCUCCCAAGCCGACUUCGAUCGAACACUGUUGUUUGAUGACCGAGGGAAAUUCCUGGGACAUCUUAGUCAAUUGCCGACCAAACACUAAUCAAUGCAAGAGGGAAAAAAACUGGAAAAAUGUCAUGGAGGUCUACCCCGAUGCCAAGGUAGAGAGAAAACACAACAAUAUAGAGUUGACGUUGCCUGUCUUAACGGAAAAUCUUGAGGUUGCUGCUUUUGGAGUUCCCAAAAAGAGUGACCAGAAACGAAUGCAAAUGGCGGUCUUUGGAAAAGAUCCGACACAGGGCUGCAACUGGAAGAUUCGGGUUUACUUGAUUGAUGAUUCAAAAAGGCAUUUAAGGUAAAAAAAGCAUGUAACUGUAACUAUGAUGAUAAAAGUAAUUAUGAUUUAAGAUAACAUUGAAAUAAGAAAAGGAAAACUCGGAUUACAGUCAACAAGAAGGCUCAAUGAAACGUAAGUCAGUUAUAUUCCAAGAACUCAGCAGAUGAAGGAGUCAGCUUCUAAACUGAUGUAAGACGGCACAAAUUAUCAAAUGGCGCUCCUCUGGAGCUAUUUUCUUUUCUAAUAACUGAAGAUCAGAUUCUUUCUCUUAAUUCACUGUUUAUUUGAUGAGGGACCACCUGUGAUCCCUGCAAAGCUGUGGUGCAACAAUAUAAGGCAUUGCAUUAUUUUCCUUAAUCCAUUUUUCAUUAAAUCAUCAACUUUUUGUUUAUUUUGUUUUUUCGCUUUUUAAUUUAUUGCUUUCCUUUGAUAACAGGUUGUUUGCGAGAAAGAAGCAGAAAAAGGAAACAGACUGCUGACAACUCUCUCAGGCCUAUUUGUGUCCAACAGCAAGGAAAACAUCAGAAUUGAGUUUACUGAUCUAGAUCCAGGAUGGCAAAUAAAAGGUGAAAACGUGAAGGUGAAUUGACAUCUCUGAUUGUACAGAUGAAUUCCCAGCUGCUCUCCGAUAAGUAAAGAACUUUUCGAAUAAAAGAUUGUUAUAGAAAGUAGGUCAUAUCGAGGAGAAAACAAACUGAGGUUUCAUGUAACAUAAAACUGGUACAAAAAAGCUAAUCAGACAAUCGUCACUGCACUCAAGGAAUAACUCCAGGAUUGCGUUUCUUGUGCCAUGCAGAUUUAGGACAACUUAAUAACAUUUCAAUUCGAAAGCUAGAGGAAUGAUUUUGUCCGUUUGUAUGUCUCUAUUUAGAUAAUAUAUAUAAAAGACGCGUGGAAUUCGCCUGAAAACUCAGCAAAUUUCCCUCUCUGUGAUUUUUGAAGUAAGUCACGUUGAUCGAACCAAGCAGCAGUUCUUUUGCCGAAUAAUAGUUUCACAUGACGAUGACAGCGCUAAUACCGAGAUGGUGGCUUUUUUCGAGCAGGUAAACCAACAGCAGAUUAUUAAAAAAAAAUCACGAGAAUAAUGACUAAUGACAAUUUAUGACAAUAAUAAAGUAAUAAUACUUAUAAUAGUUAUAAUAAGAACGAUUGUAAAAUAACGAGAAUUAAAAUAGAAAAAGAUUAAAUCCUACGUGAAUAUUCUUGAACAAAAAAAAAAAAAGCUUUUAUGUAUACUACUAUGCAGCGUGUCAAAUUCAACGAUAACUGUUCUUGACUAGUUCACGCUCUAAUCAGGCUUCUCCAGGUUCACAAAUUGGAGUUGAAAUUUGUUGUUCAAAUUGUAUCGAAUAACCUAAAACUCGUCUGUUUUCUUAGACAAGAGGCGUAGGGACCAAGCCGCCAAAGAAACGUAAGAAUGCUCCGAUGAAACCUCCACGCGGUAAGUUAUAUUUGUUAGUCAACAGAGGGAGGAAACUGACUGAUAUUUGUAACAUGUAACCUACUGUGUUAUAUUAAUUGCAUUUAAUCUGCAAUCCUAGACAAUUUAUCAUAUCAACUUCCUGUUGAUUCCUCCUCAGCUUGUACUUUACUGACAUCUCUUUUGUUUUAUUUUCAUAGUUUUACAGUUAAUCACGUAUGAGUUUGUUGUUUUAAGAUUUACGGUGGUAACUUAGCGUGAUAAUUGAUUGAUAAUAAUAGUAGUAACAGUAACAAUAAUAAUGCGAUUUUUGAUAUAAAUAAUACAUACACAUAAUGGUGACGAUAAUUAUAAUCUUAAUCUUAAAUGCGAUAGGCUUCAAAGUUGAUCAAAAGAAUUUCAAUUUUUCCUAUCAUGACCAGCCAAGAAUAUACAGCUGAAACACAUUUUUCGCUGCUUGGGCCCCACACUAAAUCGAGGCUCCAGAGGUGAAUGGUAAGAGAUGAAUCUUAACCACGUAUCUUGUAGACUUCUUUCACUCUCUGACCGGUCUCUUUUGAUUACCGCAAACUACGUCAGUUAAGGGUCACUGAUGAAACUUUACACGUUGGACUGUUUAUGUGAGAAUUCAGUCAUUUUUUAUUCAUGGCGUUCUUCUACGCUUGUUUACUAUCCUACACGAUCAUGAUAUUUGAUACAGCACUAUUCACAAGAUUGGUAUCGAAUAGUUCCUCAAUAUGACUCGCACAGGUUUGUGUGCGCUUAUAUUGUAGAAAAAAAAAAAAAAAAAAUCCCCCGUGCGCGAUGGCACCAGCAGGGUCAGAAAAAAAGCCACGCAAGCGUUCGGAAUAAGUACAGAAAGAAAAGAAGAUACAGAAAGAGCGGCACUCAAAUCAUAAAAUGUUUAUUCACUAAAUUUAUUUGGUCACACUGGACGAAAAAAUACUUAUUUGUUUCAUCCCCUAAGUCAACAAGGAAAAGUUAUUUACGUUGUUUAAACGGUCAGGCACAGUUUGUGUUUAAUUGAAGAAGUUGGUCAUAGACUAAAUACAAAUAAGUUAUUAAUAUUUCCCGUUGAGUGUUUGCCGUGUGAUGCUAUCAGUGUAUGGACAAGAAAUAAACAAACUGUAUUCCUACUGAAGAUGUGAUUCCCGCAAACCCUAACCUUGAACUUUACUCUUUUUCACAGGAUCCACUGCCACUGACUGAUUUCUUAAAAGAACUUGGAGAGUUUAUCGACAUAAAACUCUUUUAGAAAAAGCUGCUUAACGCUAGGUGCAUUCGGUUUUCGUAGGUCUCGUGCCGUUGGUGACUCUUUUAAUUUUAAACUAGAAACUAUUGAAGUUUUAACUCGAGCUUUCUUGGGGAUUUGCAACAAAUAGAAGAUUUUACAUGCGAGACCGUAGUAACUAGUGUGAGUAGCUGGUGGUUUUGUUGAGGAGCACUCAAGCUCCUCAGUUGCAAGUCCGUACGGGGAAUGCAAAACAACAAACAAACAAAUAAACAACAAAAAGGGAAUUAAAGGUCUGCUGCGCAGGUUAAACAAAUGCAACACCGUGUGCAGCUCAAACCAACAUUUACGACCGCCUUCACAAUAAUAAAGACUGAAGUAGUGAUUAUGUCUGCAAUAUCAAAAUAGCUUUUGGUGAGGGUAUGAAGGACGUGCAGAUGAUAAAGAAAUUUUAGCUCUGAUACUGUUUGGUUAGUUCCCGGAGACACUUUUAUCGCUUGUAGAAUUUGGGGCCACCUGCUAUGGAAUUAAGCAUGAGUUUUCAGGUUUUACACUUGUUUUGUGUUCUAGAUAAUGCAAUACCCUUAAAAGAAUUCGUCUUCCCCCUUUCUAAAGUUAUAACAAUAACUAUAACGAUGGUAGUACACAUUAAUAUCUGAUUUUAGACUAGAGUUU